Vigna umbellata (rice bean) is the source of this 675-nucleotide messenger RNA. RefSeq names its product thioredoxin-like protein CXXS1. The record is from RefSeq and is a predicted model, not a curated record. NCBI's taxonomy places the organism in Eukaryota, Viridiplantae, Streptophyta, Magnoliopsida, Fabales, Fabaceae.
CAGUGUUGUUCUUAUAUUUUAAGAACAUUUUUAUUUGUAUAAACCAUUCUGAAGAAGCAACAGAAGCAGAGAGAAAUGGAGGACACAGAAAAGCUCAAAAAGUCCAAGGUUAUCAAAAUAGACUCUCAAAAAUCAUGGGAACACUACAUCUCUCAUGCCACCAAUCAAAAGUACUCUCAGGUUGUGGUUCAUUUCUCUGCUUUCUGGUGUGUGCCUUCUAUAGUAAUGAAUCCUGUUUUUGAAGAACUAGCCUCCACUUACCAAGAUGUUCUGUUUCUGACAUUGGAUGUGGAUGAGGUUAAGGAAAUUGCCUCCAAGAUGGAGAUCAAAGCCAUGCCAACUUUUCUGUUGCUGAAUGGAGGAACUCCUGUGGAGAAAAUUGUGGGUGCAAACCCUGAUGAAAUAAGGAAAAUGAUUGAUCAUUUUGUUCAGUCAAGACUUUCCUAAAAAUCUGAGUGAACAAGGCACAUGGUGAACAAUGUUCACUGUACUAGGAAUCGUUUCAUGUAUGGUUUUAUAUUCUUAGUAAAUGAUAAAGUUGUUCUGUGCAUGUUUGUAUAUGUUUGGUGAGCCAUGGAAAGUCAGUGGAGUGUGAAUGGUAUUUUAGUAUGUAUUGAAAUUUCAUCAUGAUCACAUCAUUCUCUUAUAAUAUUCUUUCUUGUCUUAACAUUCCAA